ACCGAGACGUUAUUUUUCAUUUUUAUACAUGACUUAUAAUCAGCGAAUGAAAUGCUGAUUAUUAUGCUUUGAAUUCGAAAAUAAUAAAAACUAUAGCUAUGAUACAAAAUAAAGACGAUCUGUAACUAUAUAGCAGUGCAUUGAUAACGUGCUCUGACUCGUUCUAAUUUUCUUUUUUAUUCAUCGUAGUAUUUCUCCGUUGUCACGGUAAACAGUCGUCGUUUUUUUCCUCCGUCGUAAAGUUUCGCGAACUGAAAAAUCUUUAAGUUUCAUUCGGCUUUCUAUACAAUUUUUAAAAUAUGGUUCUGCUCGGCGAAAUUUUUCCAAAUUUUAAAGCCUCGACGAACGUUGGAGUGAUUGAUUUUCACGAAUGGCUUGGCGAUUCCUGGGCAAUAUUGUUUUCCCAUCCGAACGAUUUUACACCAGUUUGCACUACUGAAUUAGCCAGAGUUGUCAAGUUAAUGCCAGAAUUCACGAGAUUGGGUGUGAAAACUAUUGCCAUUUCCUGCAACUCUUUAGAUUCCCACAUCCAAUGGAUUGAGGACAUAAAAAGUUAUGCCGGCUUGGCUACGGAUGGAUUUCCAUAUCCAAUAAUUGAGGAUGAGUCAAGAACUAUAGCGACAAAGCUUGGGAUGUUGGAUCCUGAUGAGCGGGACAAAGAUGGAAUUCCAUUAGCUGCUAGAGCAGUAUUUGUUAUUGACCCAAAGAAAAAGAUGAGGCUGAUGAUAUUAUACCCAGCAACAACAGGCAGAAACUUUGAAGAGAUUAUAAGAGCUAUUGAAUCCCUUCAGCUGACUGAUGCUUACAAAGUGGCGACUCCAGUGGACUGGAAGAAAGGUGAUGACGUCAUGGUCCUGCCCACAAUGUCACACGACGAGGCCCAAAAAAUGUUCAGCUCAAACAUAAAGACUCUGAAUUUGCCAUCAGGAAAGCAGUACAUGCGAUUUGUCGCACAGCCAGCAGAGGCAUGGUCCAAAAAAUAAAAACAGCAAGAAAAUAUAAACUAUACAUGUUUGAAAAUCUUCCACUCUUUUUUAUAUCUGAUUGAAACUAUUUUUGCAAACGUUGAAAUAAAACAGGGAUAAAAAAUGUCGCAAGUUUUAUUUUAUCGAAUAAUUAUAAACAACCAUUUUCUUUACGAUGAAUUCGAACGAAUUAAAAUUUCGAAACUCCCUAUUCGGAUGAGUUUAUUCGAG
Venturia canescens is the source of this 1196-nucleotide messenger RNA. It is a transcript of the gene Prx6a, whose product is annotated as Peroxiredoxin 6a. NCBI's taxonomy places the organism in Eukaryota, Metazoa, Arthropoda, Insecta, Hymenoptera, Ichneumonidae. Gene Ontology annotation, biological process: cell redox homeostasis; cellular oxidant detoxification. The record is from RefSeq and is a predicted model, not a curated record. Gene Ontology annotation, molecular function: peroxiredoxin activity. Gene Ontology annotation, cellular component: mitochondrion; cytosol. The transcript has 5 exons. The coding region runs from base 300 to 983 and encodes 227 amino acids.